Messenger RNA from Kogia breviceps (pygmy sperm whale), 2218 nucleotides. The record is from RefSeq and is a predicted model, not a curated record. NCBI's taxonomy places the organism in Eukaryota, Metazoa, Chordata, Mammalia, Artiodactyla, Physeteridae.
CGGGGCCGAGCAGGAGCUGGAGUCUGAGCCGGCGGUUACAGUGGAGGCGGUGAUGUCGGUGCAGGUCGUGUCAGCAGCGGCUGCCGCGAAGGUGCCUGAGGUGGAGCUGAAGGACCUGAGCCCCUCCGAGGCGGAGCCGCAGCUGGGACUGAGCACGGCAGCCGUGAGCGCCAUGGCCCCCCCAGCGGGCGGCGGGGACCCUGAAGCUCCAGCUCCCGCGGCGGAGCGCCCCCCGGCCCCUGGCCCGGGAUCGGGGCCCGCUGCGGCUCUCAGCCCCGCCGCUGGGAAAGUGCCUCAGGCGUCGGCCAUGAAGCGGAGCGACCCUCAUCACCAGCAUCAGAGGCACCGGGACGGCGGCGAGGCCCUGGUCAGCCCCGACGGCACCGUCACCGAGGCGCCGCGCACGGUCAAGAAGCAGAUCCAAUUUGCUGACCAGAAGCAAGAAUUCAACAAACGUCCCACCAAAAUUGGACGUCGCUCUCUGUCUCGCUCCAUUUCUCAGUCAUCUACUGACAGCUAUAGCUCAGCUGCUUCAUAUACAGAUAGCUCUGAUGAUGAGACAUCUCCCAGGGACAAGCAGCAAAAGAACUCUAAGGGAAGCAGUGACUUCUGUGUCAAGAACAUCAAACAGGCGGAGUUUGGACGAAGAGAAAUUGAAAUUGCUGAACAAGAAAUGCCGGCACUGAUGGCUUUGAGGAAGAGAGCUCAAGGAGAGAAACCUUUGGCCGGAGCCAAAAUUGUGGGUUGCACACACAUCACUGCUCAGACUGCUGUGCUUAUGGAAACUCUGGGCGCUCUGGGGGCACAGUGCCGAUGGGCUGCCUGCAAUAUCUAUUCCACUCUCAAUGAAGUGGCUGCUGCUCUAGCAGAAAAUGGAUUUCCUGUGUUUGCCUGGAAAGGAGAGUCAGAAGAUGACUUCUGGUGGUGCAUUGAUAGAUGUGUGAACGUGGAGGGCUGGCAGCCAAACAUGAUCUUGGAUGAUGGAGGGGAUCUUACUCACUGGAUUUAUAAGAAGUAUCCCAACAUGUUUAAGAAAAUCAAGGGCAUAGUGGAAGAGAGUGUUACUGGAGUCCACAGGCUGUACCAGCUAUCCAAAGCUGGGAAGCUAUGUGUUCCAGCCAUGAAUGUCAAUGACUCAGUCACCAAACAGAAAUUUGACAACCUCUACUGUUGCCGUGAAUCAAUUCUUGAUGGACUUAAAAGAACAACAGACAUGAUGUUUGGUGGGAAGCAGGUGGUGGUCUGUGGCUAUGGAGAGGUGGGGAAGGGGUGCUGUGCUGCCUUAAAAGCUAUGGGCUCCAUUGUGUAUGUAACUGAGAUUGACCCCAUCUGUGCUCUUCAAGCCUGUAUGGAUGGAUUUCGACUGGUGAAAUUAAAUGAGGUCAUCCGACAAGUGGAUAUUAUUAUUACCUGUACAGGUAACAAGAAUGUGGUAACCAGAGAGCACUUAGACCGUAUGAAGAAUAGCUGCAUCGUUUGUAACAUGGGACAUUCCAACACAGAGAUUGACGUGGCGAGUCUUCGGACACCAGAACUGACCUGGGAGCGAGUGAGAUCCCAAGUUGACCAUGUAAUAUGGCCUGAUGGCAAGAGGAUAGUGUUGCUGGCAGAGGGCCGUCUGCUGAACCUAAGCUGCUCCACAGUGCCUACAUUUGUGCUCUCGAUCACCGCAACUACUCAGGCUCUUGCCUUGAUAGAACUCUACAAUGCUCCUGAGGGUCGCUAUAAGCAGGAUGUCUACCUGUUGCCCAAGAAAAUGGAUGAGUAUGUGGCCAGCCUACACCUGCCCACCUUUGAUGCCCACCUGACCGAGCUGACAGAUGAACAGGCCAAGUAUCUGGGGCUCAACAAGAAUGGGCCCUUCAAGCCCAAUUACUACAGGUGCCUUGGACUCCCCAUAAAAUAAGGAAGCCUGAGUAGUGAUGAGCUUCCUGCACUGGAAUUGGUCUUUUCAUCCAUCACCAUAUUUACAUGAACUCAGGAAAAUAAACCCACUCCCCCUCACUACCACCCCCAAAGGAUUCUUUGAGGCCUUCUCCAGACAUUAAAUAGUGUUCCCUUUCCUGAAUUUGCCACUUCAUCUUCUUGAUAUGAUGUUUACCCCUGUAUGGAGAAAAACUGGCCUUCUUCAUUGAUGUGAAAAAGCACCACGUUUAUCUACCCUCACCAUACACUGCAGAAAAGUCCCGGCCUCCCCGUUAUACCUUUAGGCAGGCUC